GAGUUUGAAAACGCACACUUUUACACAUAUGUUUGUUGAAACACGCCAACUAAUGUGUUGCAGAAAUCAUGAAGCUAGAGCAUCAAAGCAUCCAUUCAAUUUUGCUGAAGCUGUUCAAACUGAAGAACUAGUCAGAGAAAUAGCUACUUUCUUGUUGUAAUUAAAAGCGCCGAUGAUUAGUGUUUUGAUGAGGGCGAUCUGAAAACGUGUUCACUUGCAAUGUAUGUGCAGAUUUCGAACACUACUAAAUAGCAUGGUUGCACGCCAACUCUUUACGAACCACUGCUCAAUGGCUAAGACACAUAUCAAAAUACAAAAACGCAAUUUAUAAAAGGUAGAAGCGUGCAGAAAGUAGACUGCAGUUGCAUUUAGAAUUUGGUGUUGAACUGAACCAGAGCUGAGCUAGACUGCCGAAACUGCCAACAAGGAUUAGCAAGAAUUAGCUAAGUUGCUCGCGAUCUGCUAAAAAGGAUAUUAUAAAGAAUUAAAACGAUUUUAAAGUAUCACGCACACUGUAAAUACGCACACAGUAUGCGUCUCAGUAGCACAAUUGAGUGGCUGUUCAUUGCUAUCAUGAUCAGUUUAAUACUCAAUACAACUACAGCACGACAUCACACGCAACACCACCGCCACCGCGCGCACCAACACACUCAGCAACACCAGCAACGUCAACCGCAAUCGAAGCAAAACACACAAUUUGCACGACGUCAAGGUCGAGCCGCCACUGCUGCCACCACCACCAGUUGGUUUGGUCCAGAAUUUAUGAUAGCACGUCGCGUCUACGAAGAUUGUCAGGAGAAAAAUGAUUUUAUCGGUUGUCUCAAACAGAAGGCUCUACAUGCGUUGGCACGCGCACUUGAACAGGACUCCAUAAAAAUUGUGGACGGUCUAGUUUUGGAGAAGCAAAAUAUUACCGAAAAGGAGAGUAUCAUCAGUUCUAUGACAGAUGCACGUACGUUAAACUCCCUAAGCGCCAUCGAUCGUGCGCUGCUAGCGAAAAUUGAUAAACUAACACGUACACAUGCCCUAAAAAUGGAUAUGAGUCAAGGGCGUGGACAUCAUGGCGAUGAUGAUGACGACGAUGGUGGGCAUAAAAAAAAGAAGGAUAAGGGUGGCGGUCAUAUCAAAUAUGUAAUUGCUGCACUGCUCACUGCCAUGGGUAUUGCCGGACCUAUUGGUUUGAAAGCAUUAGCGGCGAUAGCAACAAAGGCUUUGGUGAUUAGUAAAGUGGCGCUAACGAUUGCUGGCAUUAUAGCGCUGAAGAAAUUAUUUUCGCACGAUCAUCAGGAAGAAUCUAGUUUUCAAGUACAUGCGGGUGAACACAAUCGACGCAGCACAUACGUAAUACGGCCGGUAAAUAAAUCCAAUCAGCCAACAGCUGCCGGUGGUGUUAGUCAAUAUUCGGACCCAUACCGUUACUACUAUGAAUAUCAUUAAUUGUUAUUGAACUCAUACUUUAUUUAAUUGUAAAAUUUCUUAUAUAAUCAAUUUUUAAUUAUAAGAUUUUAUUCGAAGAAAACACAAGCAGC
This is a messenger RNA of Ceratitis capitata (Mediterranean fruit fly), 1529 nucleotides long. RefSeq lists its product as uncharacterized. The record is from RefSeq and is a predicted model, not a curated record. The transcript has 2 exons. The coding region runs from base 532 to 1437 and encodes 301 amino acids. NCBI's taxonomy places the organism in Eukaryota, Metazoa, Arthropoda, Insecta, Diptera, Tephritidae.